Contarinia nasturtii (swede midge) is the source of this 5973-nucleotide messenger RNA. RefSeq names its product bromodomain-containing protein DDB_G0270170. The transcript is spliced from 6 exons. The record is from RefSeq and is a predicted model, not a curated record. The coding region runs from base 634 to 5727 and encodes 1697 amino acids. Lineage: Eukaryota; Metazoa; Arthropoda; Insecta; Diptera; Cecidomyiidae.
GUAAUGCACACCGAAUCGGAUGAAUAGAAAUUCUUUUCUGAUUUUUUAUUCGUUAUAUUUUACCAUCGUAGUUGUUGUACCCACUGCGUUAACUAUAAUUUAAUACGUAGUGUAAAUUGAUCUAAGACUUUACCGUUGUAUUUUUAAUAUUUUGUAUAAACAAAUCGAACAAACAAAUUUCUUAUCAUUUUAUCACAAAGAAAAGAAGCCGAAACAAAAGACACAUACCCUUUUUUUUGCAUAAUUGAAGCGUUGGGGCGGCAUUUAAAAACAAUAUAUUUCACUCUCACCUGUGCGCUAGUUCAGUGUCUAACGUGUGAAUUUGUGAAACAUUUAGUUUAUUGAAAUUUUCUCUUUCUGUCGAGAAGAUUCAUUAAGUAGUUUGAGAGAAAAGAGCGUCAAAUUCGACGUGAGCAGCCCAAAAAAACCGUGAAAUAAAAUAAACCGGAAAAAGUAGCUGAUUGCAAAACAAAAGUGUUAACAUAAUAAUGAAAUCUACUAACUGACCAUUUUUCACGGAUAAAAUUAUAAAUUGUAUUUUUUUUUCAUUCGCUUACCCUAUUAUUUUAUAACUCGAUUUAAUAAUUUGGAAAAUUAAAGAUUUUAUUUGAUAUAUGAGCAUACACUUAAAUAAUGGCGAUUGAUUCAACGAUUUGCCCGAAAGUCUUAAUUGUUAGUUUAGUUUUUUGUUCGAUCACACUGAGAGUGACAGCCGAAGAGAAACGAUGGUCUAGACAAAUUUCGAAUUCUGGUUUUUUAAACGAUUGGAUUCCAGUUCAACCGCAAAUUCAGCCACAACAGCGUCAACCAAAUGGACGUGUAUUGAAUUUCGGACCGCCAUUUCCAUCGGCACAAAAUGAUUAUAAUCAGCAGCCGCCAUCGGUCGCAUCGACCGCAAAUAAUUUAGGUGAACCAUUUCAACGGAUUUUCCUUCAGCAAAUGCAUCCACCAAAUUUGCCAAUAUUACCGCAAAAUCAACAACAAUUGCAUGUGACCAAUUUACAAUCGAACCCAUUCCGUCUUCAUCCCGAUAUGCAAUUGAAUGCUGGCCCAUUGAAUACGGGACCACAACAUUUUCUUCUUCAACAUCCACCAAACGAAGUACCAACACCACAAUUUCGAUAUCCACAAUUUAAUCCGCCAACUAAACCGGAAUUCAUACGAAAUGGUGAAUCUAGUCUUCAACCACCACAAUCACAACAAUUGAUUCAAAGUGAACCACCACAACUGAAAACCAAUGGCUUGGAACAUCAACAGCCAAGCCUUGAAAUGCAAGCAUUACCACCACAAGAAGAAGUUCAACUAUUGUAUGUUCCAUUGGACACACUUUACCAUCAACAACAAGAUAAAAUACAAAAUACACGUUAUAACAUUUUACCAUCGCCGGUGAAUCCAUUGCAAAUUAAUAAUUUCUAUACGCAUCAUCAAAAAUUCCCAGCAACAACGGUCGCUCCAACUAGUACACCAUUCAAAAUAACAACAUCCGCAGCAAAAUUGAGAACAACCACACCGAAACCAGUUCAUCGAUUUUCAUUCAAUACAGUAACGGAAAGUCCAAAACCAAAAUCACAUCAACCGCCAUUGGCGAUGUUCAUGAAAAACAGUUUAUCGAUGGUAAACAAUCCAUCGGUGAACGAUGUAUUGUCACAUUUAAUCUAUUCACGUUCGAUUGAUGUCAUUGAUUCGGUGGGAAAUGCUGCGCCAAAUGUUUUCAUCGGGCCAUAUGGCCUCAAUACACCCGAUGGUUAUUCGAAAUUUGAAUUGCCAUAUUUGUCAACACUCGAACAAACGCGUACCGAUCGACAAAUUAAUUUGUUACCAUUCUUUGUGGCGCCGUUGUCAUAUCGUGCACCAAAAGGAUUUGCAAAAAUCCCGUUACCAUCACCGCAUGUCGGUUCAAUUGUUGUUAAUUCACCAAAUACCAUUGCAGAUGUAAAUAGUUACGAUAAUAAUAAAAACUUUUUCUCGGACGCAAAAUUACAUCAGUUACCGUCCGUGCCGUCAACAAAAAAGCCAGCCCAAUAUUUUGGUUAUUCAACACCAGCACCGGAACGAUCGCGUACCACAUCGAGAUUCCGAUUUAGCAACGAAGUAUCGAAACUACCAUCGUCACCACCAUCAUCACAAUCAUACCACAAUGAACCGGAAGUUGUGCCAACAACACCAUCCACUUUCAGUACAUUUAAAUCAACGCCGUCAGCAUACAAGGCACAAACCGAUAAUCUAUUCGAGCAUUCGAUUGCAAGCGAUUCGGACGAACAAAACUUUAAUAAUUUCGGUAGUAAAUAUCAAACAACGAACAAUUUUGCAACGGCCGCACCACCAAAACAAUUACAACCAAUCGAAGAAUAUCGGUUGAAAGAUGAAGGACCAUCAAAAUUCUCAUUGACCAAUUCACAACCGGUUAAUACAACGGCAUUUACAUUCAAAAACGAAGAGCCACAAAAUCUAUUCAGUAGCUUCUUUACACAAACACCAACGCCAACGGUGUCAUUCUUCAAUACACCAGAGCCAAUUGUUACGACAAAACAAUCUGAGGUAACUAAGUUUGAUGUCACCAAUUAUGAUGAACCACAACGGUAUAGUCCAUAUGUAAGCUCAACACAAGCACCAACCAGCACAUCAACGGCAAGCAUACCAUCGGUGCGUGAUGAAGAAGACACUUAUCGAAAUGAUGAAAUUGAAAAAAUGAAGUCGUAUUUCCGCGAACAAGAAGCAUUCAAAGUGCGUAGUCCAAUCGCUAUCUCAACACCAGCUGCCUACUUUGAGAGCUCAUCGGCCGGAACACUCGCCACCGAAAAAGGUUACAAUGACUUCAGUACAAUUCCAUCGAAACUAACCUACUACACAAAAGAUUCAAAACAACAGCAACAGCAACAGCAGCAGCAGCAGCAACAACAACAACAACAACAACAACAACACAGUCAAAAUGUGGCCACAACACCACGAACAACUGUCACUUAUUACACAGCAUCGUCUGCCUCAGAAGCAUCGGCCGAACAAGAUAUUCCACGAUUGAAGGGUCAUAAUCAUUCUGUUCAUAAAUUCCGAUUUGUUGACUCAGUUCUCAAUAAGGAUGAAAACCAAAUACAAACUACACCAAAAACCGAAGAGAAAUUCAUUCAACACGAACCAUUACAAUACAAUGAAAUUUACAGUACGUCACCACGUUAUGAAUCAACAAGAGCACCGUAUCGUGAACGACAAACAAUUCCACCAUUCGAUGAGAACACUGCCACCUACAAUAUUCCAUCGGAAUUAUCACCAAUUCAAUCAAAUCUACCCGGGCUAAUCAAUUCAUUAAUGGAAAAAGAUGGAAAUACAACACCGUAUGUGACAAUACCGACAACAUCGUCACCAGUUGCCAUCACAACACGACGAUCAAGUGUUUCACGAACCAGAACUCGACCACCAACCACUCAACGAACGCAUUCAAUUGACGAUAAUUCGGUGCCGGAAAUUACGACACGUCGUCCAGUUAGAGGUAGACGACCGAUAAAUUAUGUAAAUCGUACAACAACUCCACGUACCACAACUAUUCGCAAUGCAAAUCGUGUACGAUUCAAUCCGAAUGCUGAUGAACGAAACAAUAUACGUACCAGCACACGAACCCGAACCCGUACCAAUGGUCGUCCAGCCAAAGAAGAGGAAAACAUCGACUAUCAACGUGAUGUGCUCAAACAAAACUAUCCAAUUUUAUCGAAAAAUGCAACAAAAUCGAGCGAAAUUAAUAUUGAUCAAUCGAAUCGAGCAUAUAGUUUUAGUCGCGAUACGACCAUUUCACCACAAUUCGAUCAAGUUAAAAUCGAAAAGAAUGUUGAAGUAUCGUACAGCGAAAAGGAAUCAACCGUACCCGAAAAAUACUUUGGCAGCAAAGAGGAUGGCCCAAGAAUUUACAAUCAAUUGCUCCAAAAAGAACCGGAAAUUCCACAAUUUGUGUCGACCACCACAUUUACAUCCAUUCAAAAUGAAGACAAUCAAGAAGAAAUCACCGAAGUGCUAAAAACACGAAAACCAUCGUUUAUUCGACGUGUGCCAACAUCAACUGUACGAUCGGUUACAACGCAACGAUACACCACGCAAUCCGAAUAUGAUACAAGCAAUCGAUCCAAAGAACGAAAUUCAGUACGACAGAAAAAUUGGCAAGAAACAAGUUCGUCAACAUCUCGCAUUGUAAAACCACGUCUUCGCGGUGGAAAACGGCCAAUCGUCCCAACCACAAUGAAUCCAACCACUGAACUCAAUACGGACCAAUCAUUCCAACAAAUUAAUUCGUUCAACAAAGACUUUUACAAAGAAUCACCAUACAGCAAAAAAACAACGGUGAACGACACAAAAAGUUCAGCCGAAAAGAGAAAGAAUCAAUUUAGAUUCUCUUUGAAUGCCGAAGAAAGUCAAUGGUCAACAAAAUUCAAUUCAAACUCUUUUCAACCGUUGAACGCAAACGACAAGUCCAAAUCAACGAAUGACUUACCCGAAGUAGAGAUUGUCACCGCUUCAUCAAUGUCCGAUGCAGAUAAGGAAACGUAUUCAUUCAAUGUUCAAGCAAAUUUCUUUGAUUUUAAUAAGAACAAGGAGAAUGAUAGCACAUCAACCACUGCACAGCCUGAAACAAACAAUGUGGAACCAGAAACGAUUUAUGGUAAUGAAGUAUCAAAAUCGAGUUCCAACAGUCUUAAUGUUGGCGCCGAAGAGAAUAGCGUACAAAAUGGUGAGAAUAAAUCAAAAGCCGGUCUAUUAGACGAUGAACCAGGAACAAAACCAGAAAAGAAAGGUCGUCGACGUGGUGUGUGGAAACGAGUUCGAGUUCGUCCGGUUGAUAGUUUUGAAACUGCCGAAUCACAAAACAUUGGCAAACAAUUGUAUAACACUCUAAUUAGCGACAAUGUUAAAGAGUUUGGUGAACGAAAUACGAAAAAACCAAUGACCGGUACACGUAUCUUGUCCAGCCCAUCGGCCUAUGCAUACGAAGAAAUGAUGAAUUUCAACGAUGAUGAGCCAGAGGUGCAAACCAUAUUUCCCAUUCAAACAACCGAAUCAACAAAAUCGGACGAUUUCGAUAUGACGACAAUGAGCAGUGAAGACUUUAGUGAUCUAACCACUCAAUCGAUUGAAAAAGAUGAACGCGAAUUGGAAGCAACGUCAACGGUCGACUAUAGUGAUUUGGAUGAUUUAACCACAACGGUAUUGCCAUUCAUUUCAUCGGAUGUAUCUAGUGACAUGGAAAAGUCAAACCCCGAACGACCGGAAACCAAUUCACCAACGGCCGAUGAUAAAAAUGCCAAAACCAAUGUUAGCGAUCAAAUAACCGAACCAAGUAGCAUUAUGGAUGAGGUUAAACAAAAAUUGACUGAACUCUUUUCGUUUGAAGAUGACGAUGUUGUGGUCAGUACAACUGAGCGUGUAUUUAAAUUUAAUCGUAAUUUCAAACGACCAAAAUCACCAUUACCACUUUACACAUCAAUCGAUCGUAAUCCAUUAGUAAAUGAUAUUGCCAACAAUGAAAAAGAUAGCAGUGAUAUAGGUGUGAAAUCAUCGCCAGCAUCAAUGAAAUUGGAACCAGUUCCAGUGUUGAAGACGAUACUGCGACCGAUAACAGAACCAUCAUCAUUUCACAAGGAACUGAUGGAUUCUGUGAUUUAUGCAACGUCAACGUCAACCGAAAUUUCACACGAAACCGAAAUUUGCUAUCGUGGACGAUGUGUGAAAACGCAAAAGAAACCAUAAACCGGGGUAUCGUUCCCUAUUAUUUCGAUAGAAAAUAAAUCGAAACAAUUUAGCUUUUCUAUAAUCAUUCCAUUUUCGACUGAAUGAAUGGAAUACUAUCUAAUUCUAAUUCUUAAUUAAAAAACAAAAACAAACAAACAAAAAAAAAAAAACGACGAUGCAUUACCAAGGUUUUGCCAAGAAUUUUGCCAAAUAAAUAAACACAAAUACACACAUCGUAUUCGUACGUAUGGUGAAUACUGAAUA